CAUGGCGGCGACCGGACCCGCCUCCGUGGGUGCCGGAGUCAUGUGACCCACACAAUGGCUGAGCGCCUACUCCAGGCUUCCCGGCAACGCCGAGUGAAAGCCAUGACGGCCGCCGCGGGUUCGGCGGGCCACGCCGCGGUGCCCCUGCUGCUGUGCGCGCUGCUGGCGCCCGGCGGCGCGUACGUGCUCGACGACUCCGACGGGCUGGCCCAGGAGUUCGACGGCAUCGGCGCGGUCAGCGGCGGCGGGGCAACCUCCCGACUUCUAGUAAAUUACCCAGAGCCUUAUCGUUCUCAAAUACUGGAUUAUCUCUUUAAGCCAAACUUCGGUGCCUCUUUGCAUAUUCUAAAAGUUGAAAUAGGUGGUGAUGGGCAGACAACAGAUGGCACCGAGCCCUCCCACAUGCACUAUGCAUUAGAUGAGAAUUAUUUCCGAGGAUAUGAGUGGUGGUUAAUGAAGGAAGCUAAGAAGCGGAACCCUAAUAUUACACUCGUGGGGUUGCCAUGGUCAUUCCCUGGAUGGCUGGGGAAAGGUUUCAACUGGCCUUAUGUAAAUCUUCAGCUGACUGCCUACUAUGUCGUGACCUGGAUUGUGGGCGCCAAGCAUUAUCAUGAUCUGGACAUUGAUUAUAUCGGAAUUUGGAAUGAGAGAGCAUUUGACAUCAAUUAUAUCAAGGUGUUAAGAAAAAUGCUGAACUAUCAAGGUCUCCAGCAAGUGAAAAUCAUAGCGAGUGAUAAUCUCUGGGAGCCUAUUUCUGCUUCUAUGCUGCUUGAUUCUGAGCUCUUGAAGGUGAUUGAUGUUAUAGGAGCUCAUUACCCUGGGACCCGUACAGUAAAGGAUGCUAGGUUGACUGAGAAGAAGCUUUGGUCUUCUGAAGAUUUUAGCACUGUAAAUAGUGAUGUGGGUGCAGGCUGCUGGGGUCGCAUAUUGAAUCAGAAUUAUAUCAAUGGCUACAUGACUGCCACGAUUGCUUGGAAUUUGGUGGCUAGUUACUAUGAACAGCUGCCUUAUGGGCGUUGUGGGCUGAUGACUGCUCAGGAGCCAUGGAGCGGGCACUAUGUAGUAGAAGCUCCUAUCUGGAUAUCAGCUCAUACCACUCAGUUUACUCAACCAGGUUGGUAUUACCUGAAGACAGUUGGCCAUUUAGAGAAAGGAGGAAGCUAUGUAGCUCUGACAGAUGGCUUAGGUAACCUCACCAUCAUCGUUGAAACUAUGAGUCAUAAACAUUCCAUGUGUAUACGGCCGCUUCUUCCCUAUUUCAAUGUGUCACAACAAUUUGCUACCUUUGUUCUUAAGGGUUCUUUUAGUGAAAUACCAGAGCUACAGGUGUGGUAUACCAAACUUGGAAAACCAUCGGAGAGAUUUCUUUUCAAACAGUUGGAUUCUCUAUGGCUUCUUGACAGCGGUGGCAGCUUCACCCUGGAACUGCAAGAGGACGAGCUGUUUACACUCACCACGCUCACCACUGGCCACAAAGGCAGCUACCCAUUGCCUCCAAAGUCCCAGCCCUUCCCCUCUGUCUAUAAGGAUGACUUCAAUGUUGAUUACCCAUUUUUCAGUGAAGCUCCGAAUUUUGCUGAUCAGACUGGUGUGUUUGAAUAUUUUAUGAAUACUGAAGACCCUGGAGAGCAUCGCUUCACACUGCGCCAAGUUCUCAAUCAAAGACCCAUUACUUGGGCUGCUGACGCAUUCAACACCAUCAGUAUUAUAGGCGAUUACAAAUGGUCCAAUCUGACUGUAAAGUGUGAUGUGUACAUAGAGACCCCUGAGAAGGGAGGUGUGUUCAUUGCUGGAAGAGUAAAUAAAGGUGGUAUUUUGAUUAGAAGUGCCAGGGGAAUUUUCUUCUGGAUUUUUGCAAAUGGAACCUACAGAGUUACAGGUGAUCUAGAUGAGAGCGGGGAGGUGUGAUAAACAGUGGAAAAUAGGCAGAGAAUCUGCGAUGGUACCAGCCAACCACCAGUCCGUGGGAUGAUGGCGUAUGUCUGGAAAAACCCACACGAGAACCAUCAGCAACUGACUUUAUCACCCCUUUAUUUUAUUUUAUUUUUAAUUUUGUUCUUUUAAACUCAGGAGUAAUUGGUAAAGUCAGUACUUGAACUAUUUUUUUUUUCAAGUUUUGUUAAACCAAGAUUCUAAUUGGAGCUUAUAAGCAAAGUGACAUAAAUUUAUUUUGGAUGCUUAAGGAUGAUUUGGUUUCCAGCUGUAAGCACAAGGUUUUAGAAGUUGGUUUCCAUGACUCUUUGUCAGAGACGAUACCACUUGAGUAUCAUGGUGCUUUAGUAUCAUGGAGAUCUAAAAAUAUUUGUCAAAAUUAUUGGUUGAUUAUGAGUUAUUGAUUGACAUGCUUCCAAGGGGUGCUGGGUAGGGAAAUUCUUCUGUAUAAUUUUUUUAAUGUUUAAGUCUUUAAUCCAACUGGAAUUUAUUUGUGAAUCAUAAAGAGAGGCGCCUAACAUAAUUUUUUUUAAAACAAGUAGAUAGCCAUCAUUAUUACACAGACUGUCCUUUUUCCUGUGAUAUAAAGGCCAUGUUUUUGAUAUAACAAAUCAUCACGUGUACAUAGGCUUAUUUCUGAGCUUUUUUCUGUUUAAUUGCUGUUUGUCUGUUAUUAUCCAAAAUCACACUUUAAAUUGUUUUUGCUUUCUAAAAUCUUUGAUUACAUGGUUUACUCCCUUACUUCCUUCAGAGUUCUUUCCUGACCACCUUGUAUAAAAUAGCACCCCAUCACACUCUCUGCCCCUCUUCCCUUCCUUGAUUUUUCUCUAAAGCUCUUAUUACCUCCUGACAUCAUACAGGGUUGGAGGGUAAUGAACUGGGAGAUUGGGAUACCAAAUUGUACGCUCUAAAUAUAUGCAGUUUAUUGUAUGUUAACUGUAUCUCAAUAAAAGUUCUAAAAAAAAACACCUCUAUUUCUUUUUCAAAAUUACCUUUGCUAUUACAGUGUAUUUACUCUUCUAUUUGAAUUUUUAAAACAUCAUUUCAGUUCCAUGAAAAAUGCUGCUAGUAUUACACUGAAUUUAUACAUCAGUUUGGGAAAAAAUAAUAUAUUCUUCUAGAAUAAUGUGCAGUGGUUGGGACUUUGCCUUCCAGUGCAGGGGAUGUGGGUUCAAUCCCUGUUUGGGGAGCUGGAAUCCCACAUGCCUUGGAGACAAAAACAUAAAACAGAAGCAAUAUUGUAACAAAUUCAAUAAAGACAAAAAAAAAAAAGAAAAAUGUGUUUCCCCAUUUAAGAACAUGGUAACAAGAACAUGCUGCAUCUCACCAUUUAUUAAGAUCUCCCACUAUGUCCUUCAGUUUUAUUUUUGUAGAUCUUGCACAUUACUUGUUAGGCUUAUUUUUAGUAAUUUAUGAAUUUUUUUGAAAUUUUAAAUGGGAUUUAAAAGAUAAAUUUCCUUAACUUUAUGAGAUAUUUUACAUACAUGGUUAAAAAAAAUCAGAAGGGCUAAUCGAAAACAGCUGCUUCCUGCCUCUCUGCUUGUUCCUUCCUCUGCACCCCAUUUUGUGUUCGACUCCUCUGACACAGCCACUUUGAACAAUUUCAGUUGUUUUUUUCUGAUGAGUCUUUUAUGUAAUGUGAUUCACUACUUUUAGAAAUUAGCUCUGGUCUUGCUACUGGGAUGGGUGGGGAUUUUGCUGACAUACGCCCACUUCAUCCCCUACCCCAUUGUUUCUUGUUCUAUCAGCGCUGGGCAUUCUGCUUCUCCCUUGCAUCUCAACUCUGUGCACAUCAUUCAAAGUGGUCUGUGAGGCACCCAUCAUCACAUCAGUCUGUUUUAAUUCUUCACAUGCCACUUAUUGCUUAGCUCUUAUUUAUCGUGUGUGUUUGUGUGUCUCCUACUAGAAUGUAAGCUCCAUAAGAGCAGGGACCUUGUCUUUCUUGUUCAUCCUAAAUUCCCAGUGCAUUAAAUAACAUUUGGCAUAUAAAUAUUUGUUGCAUAAAUGAAAAACAGACAUCUUUUAUGAUGUUCAUUUUCUAAAUUACUGCUGAUAUGAGGAUUUUGAACAUUGGCCAUUUUUGAAUUCUUCUCAGCACACAUCAGAUGCUUUAUCUCAGCACUGUUGUGUGGUAGUUAGAACAGUAAGUUUUGAAGUCUAUUAUGUGUCACUUGCAGAUAUUUUAUGUUGCUCAGCUUCUGUUUUCUCAUCGUAAUAUCAUGAAGAUAGUAUGCAGAUCGAGAGGUAUCAUAUCUAUGAAAGUUUGCUAUAGUACCCAAUAUUUGGUAAGCACUUAAUGAGUCAAUAUUCUUAGGAGUAGGUGUGUUAGGAAUCAGAUCGAUUAGCAUUUAUGUUUCCUUACUGAUACAUACUGAGACUUCCAGCAAGUUGUUUCACAUUCUUGAGUCUCUCUUUCCUUAUCUGUAAAAUGGAGGUAAGCUCUGUAGGUUGUUUUAGAGUUAGAUGUUUCUUAUUUUUCACUUGACACAUUUUUAUUAGGCAUCUGUUAUAUGCGCUUUUCUAACUACUAGGGAUACAGCAGUGAACAAGACAGACAAGGCUCCAGCUCUCUCAGAGCCUGUAUUCUUCUAGGACAGGGGUUAGUAAGCUUUUUUUUUUUUCCUGUAAAGAGCCAAAGAGUAAAUAUUUUAGGUCCUGUUGUUUAUGUUGCAGUUAUUCAGCUCUGCUUUUGUAGUGAGAAAGGAGCUGUAGACAGUAGGUAGAUGAAUGGGGGUGGCUGUGUUCCAAUAACAUUUAAUUUAUAAAAAUAGGUGGCUGGCCUGUGGGCCAUAGUUGGAUGACUCCUGCUCUAAAUAAACAAAUAAAAAGUUAUGAAGGAAAAAUGGGAUAAUGAAAUAAAGUAGCUUCUCUGCCAGAUUCUCUAGACGGAGAGGUCAGGGAAGGCCUCUUGGAGUUGGUGAUGCUCGAGCUGAGAUCUGAGUUGUGGGAAGAGCAGUCUGGGCAGAGGGCACUGCUGUAACUGGCCUUGUGUGAGGAGCAGCCAGAGGGUGGGUUGGCUGACGCCUGGCGGGGUGAGGGUCGGGGGAGGAUGAGCUUUUGUGCUUAAUAUGAUUUGUGAGCAUAAGCUCCUUGGCUCAGUGUUAAUAUUCACUGUUCCCUAAGUGGGAAGAGAUGUUCAAAAGUACUUUUAGAGCUGAAGAUAGCUGUGCAGGUAUGUAGUAACAUGCAUGUAUGUGGCUCUGAAUGUGGAGCUAGGCAACUCAAAUUCAAGUCCUGGUGUUGCUAGUAAAUCUGUGACUUCGAUUUUCAGUCUCAUUAAGUUGCAGUUCCUCCAUCCAUAAAAUAAAGGAACUAAAUGAAGGCCCAUUCCAUUAUAAUUCUAUGACUUAAGAGCAGAUUUUGUUUUGAUUCUUGGCCUAGUGCUUUGGAUCUUUCGCUUUUCACCCUUUGAAAUGAGCUAGUUUUCAGUGUAGCUGGAACGAGUGCGCUGUGGAUGUAUGCCCGUAAGCAUGCUGUAAUAAUGAUAAUAUGAGCUGUGUUACCAGGCACUUGACUAAGUAGGAAUGGCAGCUGUCUGAGAAAGAUGUUAUUUUUAUCUUUCUCUGUCAGUAACCAGUAACUUGUUCCUGUGGGUAUUUCUUUUCUUCCAUCCACUCCCCACUGCCCCUCCCCAAUCAUCAAUUUACCUAAUGGUUACUGCUUUUCCAUCUUAAGGGUAGGCUCUUGAUAUGACUUUGAAGUGAUAUUCUGUACAUGAGGAUAAAACAAUAAAAUAAAGGUUAAUUACUCCUCUCCCAGCUGGGUUGAGUCUCCCUAAUGAAGACCUUAAAUAAACAUUUUGACCCCAGCAGUCCUGUCUGAAGAGCUAGUUGGUGGCUGUAAGCUAUCAAUACAAUGCAUGUACAUGCCACGACAUGUAAAUAACAAAUAUAUUUUUAUUUUAGUGAGAUUUUAUCUAAAAUUUUAUCAUAAUGUUAUGAAAAGUGUUACAUUUCUGCAGGUGUUACAGCAUUUUGGUGGAGUACAAGGAAAUGUUGAGGUAUUCUUGUGCCUUGGAAACUUUAUAUAAAUAGAUAAGAAUUUCCUUUGAGAAAAUUUUUCCUAUAUUUCAAACUUUUGCUCAAACUUGUGGAAUCGUGUUGCUGUGGUAAAUCUUAAGUGAGAAGGAUAUUUGUUGCACUAAGUAGGUGGGCCAUACAUUAAGAAAUAGGCUUCAGAGGAUCAUUUUCAUGUGUCUUUAA
Messenger RNA from Hippopotamus amphibius kiboko, 6134 nucleotides. RefSeq names its product galactosylceramidase (gene GALC). Gene Ontology annotation, biological process: galactosylceramide catabolic process. Lineage: Eukaryota; Metazoa; Chordata; Mammalia; Artiodactyla; Hippopotamidae. The record is from RefSeq and is a predicted model, not a curated record. Gene Ontology annotation, cellular component: lysosome. Gene Ontology annotation, molecular function: galactosylceramidase activity. The transcript is spliced from 16 exons. The coding region runs from base 55 to 1908 and encodes 617 amino acids.